AUGGCAAAGAAAGGAAAAUCUAGAAAUAAUUUUGAUGGUGUUCUUACUUUGGGAAAGCACACUGUCAGUGGACGUGUUGGCAAGAAGAAUGACAAAAAGAUCGAGUCUGGAGCAAACGAAAGUAAAGCUACCUUCAGCAAGCGUGUCGCAAAAGAAUUAAAAAAUAAUGAGCUCUUUCAAAGACUAAACAGCCCUGGAAAACAAUCAGGUGGUGCUAGCCCUCAAGAAAACGAAAGGAAACUUUUGAACCGCGUCCAGGCACCUUUAGUAGCCUCUCCUACUAUUGCCAAUGGCUCGAUUUCUAUUCGGGGUACAGCAGGCCCUACCACUAUUACAAUUGAAAACCUGGCUCCAGGAACCUCUUCGGAAGAUGUGUCUGCAACUCUUCAAAAAUUUGGUGAAAUUACUCAAUGCCAGGUCUUUGAUACUCAGGGCAAGGUCAAGGCUAGCGUUCGAUUUACUACGUUCGCGAAUGCUCUGAAGGUGACACAACAACUCGAUGGUGUUACAGCAGAUGGUAUGAAGACUCAAAUUGCUUUUCUACCAACCAUAUUUGUACAGUUACUAAUGCUAAUUGUUUAG
Messenger RNA from Schizosaccharomyces octosporus yFS286, 582 nucleotides. Its product is annotated as RNA-binding protein. The record is from RefSeq and is a predicted model, not a curated record. Gene Ontology annotation, molecular function: mRNA binding. Gene Ontology annotation, biological process: mRNA export from nucleus. The coding region runs from base 1 to 582 and encodes 193 amino acids. NCBI's taxonomy places the organism in Eukaryota, Fungi, Ascomycota, Schizosaccharomycetes, Schizosaccharomycetales, Schizosaccharomycetaceae. Gene Ontology annotation, cellular component: nucleus. The transcript is spliced from 3 exons.